AUGAGUUCCGAUGGUUCUGUUAACAACUACCCUACUCCGGAAAUCAUUAUCCUAUCGGAUGACGACGACAUGCAAGAGGUUGAUGAUACCAACAGCUAUUUCCAAAACAUCAGUCUCCGCUACUUUGUAGAUGAACCACUCGAAAUGAAGACUCAACACGAAGACUUCAAGGAUCUCUGCAUGAUGAACGGGAAUCCAGAGGCACACUACAUUGAGGGCAUACUCCAGUACUUUGAACACGAAAACAAAGUGACAGUGAGAGUUGCCAUCGUUAAGCUAUGGAAGGAUUACUCGGCUUCUUGUGAUCAAACCAUUGAAAUGGUUCUCAUUGAUGCUAAUGGAGAUAAGAUUCAAGCAAUGGUGAAGAAUGAUUUAGUUAAUCAAUUCGAGGAGAUCCUUGCUGAAGGAAAAACAUUCAUUUUCACCAAAUUCGCUCUGAGUCGCGAAUUUGGUUCUUAUCGAGCAACUAACCAUCGUUACAAGAUAAAUUUCCUAUCCACAACUCUUGUGAUGAUAACUGAUGAUUUGCCCACUGGUCUUAAUAUUUUCGCACCUGUCAAAUUCAACGAUGUUCUCGAUGGAAGUCUCAACCCUGAUUUCUUGGUUGAUGUUUUCGGUCAUGUUAUUGAAGUAGGUCACCUUGAAAUGAGUUCGGUUAAUGGACGAGUAAUCGAAAAGAUUUCACUACAGAUUCGUGAUCUAGAUGAUGUCCGUCUUCGAAUUGUGCUAUGGGGAAAGUUAGCUCAGAUAGUAUCAGACGACAUCCAGAAUCAUGAUGCGAAGCGUAUUAUCUUGGUUUUGACUCUUGGGAAGAUUAAUGUUUCAGAAGGGGAUCGUUAUAUGUCGAACGCUUUAAACAUUUCUGAGGUGGAGCUAAACCCUAAUAUCCCGGUUGUUGAUCAAUUUCGGGUCCUGCUACAAAAUGACGAACUUGGCAUAGACAUUGUUGUAGCCAAACCAAAAAUCGUUAUUUCUUCUGUUUCGGAGAAGGAAGAUUUCCUAAGGAAAACACCGAGGAAAACCAUCGCUGAGAUGAUUGAAUGCCAUCAGGGGGACAAGUGUAUUGUUAUGUGCACAAUCGGGGCUAUUGAAUCUGACAUGGGAUGGUACUACUUAACGUGUAAAUUUUGUUCAAUGGCGGUUCAGUAUGAACCGCCUCUUGUGAGUGGUGAUCCUUAUGUUGGCGAUCUUAAAAAGUCCAAAAUAUACUGUUCCAAAUGCCAACGCUAUGAUCCUAACGUUCUUCCAAGGUAUAAGUUGCACUUGGUUGUGUUUGACAAUACUGGAAGUUCGAAGUUUCUCUUAUUUGACCACCUUGCUCGGAAGUUACUUGAUCAACCUUGCAUAGAGCUCACAGGUCCCCUUGCUGAUGAGGAUCCGUAUGUGCUUCCUUUGGCCCUCUUAAACCUAAUUGGCAAGACAUAUUUGUUCAAGAUCGAAAUUUUAAGAGAAAAUUUCAUGUACAAGCAUGAUAUAUUCAAAGUCAACAAGAUAAUAACCAAUCUUGAUAUCAUCUCUGAGUUUCUCCGACAGAAAUCCCUUAAGAUUAUUUCGCCUGAAUGUUCGUCGCAGCAACGUGAUCCAAGUGAUCUAACCCCAGCUAAACGUAGAGUAGGACCUGUCGUGAAUUUGGAUGAAGAACCCUAUCUGAACUCUGUUACGAAAUCAGGCAUCACUACUAGGAUCAAGAAGGAAAAACAUGACAAAAGUGGCUAG
This is a messenger RNA of Raphanus sativus (radish), 1716 nucleotides long. RefSeq names its product replication protein A 70 kDa DNA-binding subunit A-like. The transcript is spliced from 11 exons. Bases 1 to 1716 code for a protein of 571 amino acids. The record is from RefSeq and is a predicted model, not a curated record. Lineage: Eukaryota; Viridiplantae; Streptophyta; Magnoliopsida; Brassicales; Brassicaceae. Gene Ontology annotation, molecular function: DNA binding. Gene Ontology annotation, cellular component: nucleus. Gene Ontology annotation, biological process: DNA replication; DNA recombination; DNA repair.